AUGUUGCAGCCCUUCAGGCGUGGAAUUUCUGGAGGGGAUUUCCGACAAAGAGCCUUGACAAAGCUAACAUUUAUCAACUCCCUGCUUGGACGUCCCUUCCUUCAGAGUUUACACAUAAAAGUUGGAGACAAAGCUGAACUUACCAAAACUUUUACACAGAAUGAUAUUGUUACUUUUUCUGAUUUAACAGGUGACACAAAUCCUUUGCAUUUAAAUGAAGAUUUUGCAAAGAAAUCUAGGUUUGGGAGAACUAUUGUACAUGGAGUUUUGAUCAAUGGACUUAUUUCUGCAGUUCUGGGUACUAAAAUGCCUGGUCAAGGUUGUGUAUUUCUUUCUCAGGAGAUCCGAUUUCCAGCUCCUUUGUAUACAGGUGAAGAAGUCAUAGCUGCCGCAGAAGUUAAACGACUGAAGGGUUCUAUUGCACACAUUUCAGUAUCAUGUAAAGUCAAAGAAAGUGGAAAGACCGUUAUGGAAGGGAUGGUGAAAGUCAUGGUGUCAGACAGUUAGAGCUGUUGAUCCUGUGCUGCUUUAUUAUAAAGGCCAGAAAUGUA
Molecule: messenger RNA, 551 nt
Organism: Gavia stellata (red-throated loon)
Lineage: Eukaryota; Metazoa; Chordata; Aves; Gaviiformes; Gaviidae
Gene: HTD2
Product: hydroxyacyl-thioester dehydratase type 2
Exons: 1
Coding region: 1-507 (168 amino acids)
Source: RefSeq, a predicted model, not a curated record